Ceutorhynchus assimilis (cabbage seed weevil) is the source of this 1111-nucleotide messenger RNA. Lineage: Eukaryota; Metazoa; Arthropoda; Insecta; Coleoptera; Curculionidae. The record is from the annotation of a GenBank genome assembly.
GAUUUCUUCAAAAAUGAUUCACUGAGGUAUGACUGAGGUGCGAAGUUGAAAUUUCAAGGUGUAAAGAUUAUUGAAAAGUCAUUGAAUGACACAAUAUUCAUAAGAACAAUGAAAUUAUUGUUACUCCUAAGCCUAAUUCUAAAGACAACAGCAAUAUGGCUUCCAGAAUACAAAGUGAACUUAAAACAAGAAGAAGAAUUUGUUAUCUCGGAAACGCUUGAAAAAUCUGACGUGCAGGAUAUCUAUGAUGAAGAAGAAGCCAUUCGACAAGAAGAUUUAAAAACCUUAAAACUAUAUGAAAAUGAUAAAAGAUAUUUUGGGCUUCACAGGAUGGCAAAUUUGAGAAAUGCUGGCUUGAAACGUAAAGAAGAGAAUUUGUAUUUCAAACGUGUCGAUGAAUUUAAUCCAGAUAUGGAGGAAAGUCGUCCAUGGAUUGGUGGAUUUGUUGAUAAAUAUAAUAAUAUAAUGAAGAAUGAAGACACGUUAUACUUUGAUGAUGAAGCCAAAAAUGAAAAAAUAAUAAAACGCGAAGCCGAAAAUGACCCCGAUGAUUACAACUAUGCAAACCUCAAGGCCCAAUAUGACGACUCUGUAAAAAAAGCCAAACAGAAAAAUGACACAGCCAAAUACAAAGAAGUCAAAGAAGAGGAAUCUGCAGCAGAGGCUGUUAAGACUCUGGUGGAUUUCAAAGCAAAAAAUUGCACUGAAGAAGAAAAAUCUGGUUUGGGAGUUAAGGCAAUCAAGUGCUUUUGGUUGGAAUCAAAGAAGAAGCACAUGAAUAAAGACCAGAAAUUUUUCAUGCUAAAAAAAGUUAUUUUAAUCAUGAUUAUAUGGAUAUUGAUUUAUGCUUGCAUAGCAAUACCUUUAUGGUGUCAAUAUGGUGAGGAACUCAAAUUAAACAGAAAAUCUUGUUCGAUUUAUCCAAGUAUUUAUCUCUCCAGCCACUGAUUUGGUUCUUAUUAGUUAGAUUCAAUACUUUAAAAUGCCUUAUCUUUAAACAAUAGCUUACAUAAUCUUAGUUCAGUAUAAGCAGCAUUUUGUUACACAAGAGGUUUUUUUAGUACUUAAACUGCUUAAUCUAAUAUGAGAUCUUACUAGUAUGAGAUACAUA